GCAGCGCGCAUGACCCAUUAAUACGCGUUCUUGUAGAAACCGCUGGAGGGACACGAUCAGGAAAUGAAAAUCAAAACCAAACCAUACUGCGCUUUAUUAUUGAAUCGGUUCGGUAUCCAGUAAACGAGCCAUGAAACAGAAGAUCUGUCACAUCUACUCGUGUUCAAAACAACGACUGCGUGCACACCAGAAUCAUUUAAACAGAAUUCAAUUGGAUCUGUGUGAGAUAUGAGAAGACUGUUUGCAGUGGUAUGUGGUGUUAAGGCAUGUCUUUGAGAGAGUCUCCUUUCCCCAAUGCUUUUUUGGAAGGUCUCCACGCUGUAGGAUGGGGACUCAUCUUUCCAUGUUUUUGGUUUCUGGACCGUCUCAUCGCUGGCUGCCACAGCACCAGUUUGGAGCGCAGGCAACGGCGAGAGGAGGAAUGCUACCUCCACCCGCUUAAAGUCAUCUUCGGCUCCGUCCUUUUCUUCAUUCUGUUCAUCAUUUCCACACCCUUCGCUCUCCUGGGCUUCCUGUUAUGGGCACCGCUCCAAGCGGUACGCAGGCCUUUCUCGUACCAUAAGCAGGUGAAGAUCGUUCCUAUGGAGGACCGCAACGCCAGAUGGGAAGAGACUGGUAAAGUCAGUUUUGGAUUCAUAUCUGCCAACCUGUGCCUGCUGACCGACGGCAUAGCGCGCUUCAACAACCUCGGACACACGCAGCGGCGUGCGGAAAUCAUCGGGCACAACAUCGUCCAGGGUGUGACUCGCCCUCACAUCCGUAUAUUCGUCGAUUCUCCCAGUAGCUGCCGCACCGUCACCCCCUCCAGCACUCUGCUCACGCAGGCCGCAUCUAACUCGUACGGAGCCAUGGAUCAGACGGAGGGAAUUGUACCAGAUGGAGAUGUUCCCAAGAGCGUCUCCAGGGAUUCUGUAGCAUCUUCUAAUGAACCGGGAGAAUCGAAGCAGCAUUCCAAUCCCAACUGCAACCAGAAUUUCAACCAGCAUCCUCCUCGGUCCUUACGGACGCUGUUUACAGACAGCGAUGUGCCGAUGGAGGUUUCCUCUCUGUUUCCACCCACUGUGGAUAUAGUUUGUCUGGAGGAGGUGUUUGAUAAGAGGGCCGCUCUGAAGCUCACGCAGGCUCUCGGCCCACUUUACGGUCAUAUCCUCUAUGAUGUUGGUGUGUAUGCGUGCCAUCCGUUUGGAAGUUGCUCCUCUUUCAAGUUUUUUAACAGCGGAUUAUUCCUGGCUAGUCGUUAUCCGGUGCUGGAAGCUCAGUUUCACUGCUUUCCCAACAGUCGUGGAGAAGACGCGCUGGCUGCCAAAGGUGUGCUGUGUGUAAAGGUGGACAUAGGGUUACAGAAAGGAGGGAAGAGAAUGGUUGGGUAUAUGAACUGCACUCAUCUGCACGCUCCCGAGGGGGAUGGAGAAAUUCGUUUCGAGCAGUUGAACAUGUUAACCAAAUGGAUAAAUGAGUUUCAAAAACAGACCAAACAAGAAGGUGAAAUGGUGAUGUUUGAUGUGCUUUGUGGAGACUUUAACUUUGACAACUGUUCCCCUGAUGACAGACUUGAACAGUCACACAGUCUGUUUGAUGACUACAGAGAUCCCUGUAGAUCUGGAGCAGGUCAAGAAAAACCCUGGGUCAUAGGUACUCUGUUGGAACAGCCGACACUUUAUGAUGAGAAAAUAAUGACUCCAGACAACCUGCAGCGAACUUUAGAAAAUGAAGAGGAUCGCAGACUUUAUAUAUCUCCACCGGUUCCUCUUAAAGAUGUUCCUCUGGUUUACCCCGAGUCUGAUCAACCCUGGGUGGGCCGUCGGAUCGACUAUCUGCUUUAUCGAGAGGCUUCUGUCUCCAGUCAAUGUAGUACAGAAGUGGAAGAGUUUACAUACGUGACCCAGUUGGCUGGUUUGACCGAUCACAUCCCUGUGAGCUUCAGACUCAACGUCACUUUGGAUUCAGAAGAGAUGUGAACAUCAUGUUUACUGUCCAGUAACCCUCACCCUAGCUUUAAAGGAACAGUUCACCAAAAAUGUCAAAGGCACUGCCAGAUGAGAAUGACUUAAAUAUAUAGUAAGGCUUUAAAUCACAGAAAGCUGUUGCAUGGCAUCAGAAAUGUUUCAAAAGUUGAAAUCCAGUGCAUGAGAAUAAGAAACUUUUUUUGGAUGUUACUUCAAUUGCAUGAGGAACAAGAGGAUUGAUAGACUGGAAAAAAUAAACAAAGACUGAAAAGAUGAACUUUCUUUUUUAUUUUAGGGUGAACUGUUUCUUUAUGAUUGAUAAGGAUUAGGGAUCAACAAUCCUUUUAAAUGCUUGAACUAUGUAAGAAAGUAAAGCCAAAUAUCACAAUCUGAAUCACUACUUUAAGCAAUAGUUCUGUUACACGUUUAUCUAUGCAUAACUUCAGUCAGUUAUAUUACUUUAUCAAUGUAUAGAUGUAAUGCAUAGUUUAAACAUGCUUGUAAUCUGCAAAAAAUUUUCAUGACAACACCAAAAUAAUUUUGGAAAUGUAUUUUAAUAAAAGGUAGAUUUUUUAUA
Messenger RNA from Paramisgurnus dabryanus, 2523 nucleotides. RefSeq names its product sphingomyelin phosphodiesterase 5 (gene smpd5). NCBI's taxonomy places the organism in Eukaryota, Metazoa, Chordata, Actinopteri, Cypriniformes, Cobitidae. The record is from RefSeq and is a predicted model, not a curated record. Gene Ontology annotation, molecular function: sphingomyelin phosphodiesterase activity. Gene Ontology annotation, cellular component: cytoplasm; extracellular region. Gene Ontology annotation, biological process: sphingomyelin metabolic process.